This is a messenger RNA of Myripristis murdjan (pinecone soldierfish), 4114 nucleotides long. It is a transcript of the gene zdhhc1, whose product is annotated as zDHHC palmitoyltransferase 1. Gene Ontology annotation, biological process: protein targeting to membrane; peptidyl-L-cysteine S-palmitoylation. Gene Ontology annotation, cellular component: endoplasmic reticulum; Golgi apparatus. Lineage: Eukaryota; Metazoa; Chordata; Actinopteri; Holocentriformes; Holocentridae. Bases 702 to 2390 code for a protein of 562 amino acids. The record is from RefSeq and is a predicted model, not a curated record. Gene Ontology annotation, molecular function: protein-cysteine S-palmitoyltransferase activity. The transcript is spliced from 11 exons.
GGAGUGUUACCAAGGAAACAGCGUGCGAGCUGAGAAACGACAUAAGUAACUGUUAGCUUAUUUCCAGGCAGUUAGGCUAAACGGUUAGCACAUAAAUAGUCAGAUUGUAGCGAGCUGAAAUACCAGCAGUGCUUAACAUUUUAUAUCGUUUACUUGCAUGUUAGAAAUGACGGACCAGCCUCCGAGCAGCCGGCGGUUAUUAGACCGCCUGGGUGUCGCUGUCUAGCUGUAAGCGUUAGCAUGGUAUCAGCCGUGUGCAGCUAACAAAGCUAACUGACUUAACGCUCGUGUGGACGGGAUCACGGGCCAGGCUGGAUCGUGUUAACACACUAAACGCGUCAAAAUUAAAGUCAAUUAAAACGAUUUCGCCGUUUAUCUCGUUGGGUAAUGGGAGCCGUGUAACCCUCCGCGGACACUGCGCUCAAUGCGUCAGCCGCAGAGGAGUGUAGGUUAGCCGGCUAGCGAUUAGCCCGAUUGCCCCAAGGUGUCACAGUAGGUCUGGCUCCUUCCUCGGGAUGGAUACACAGUCAGCCUGACACGGACUGGGGACCACCGUGUGGAGCCUGUGUCUUGAGCCAGGCUGUCGUUACCGGAGACGGCAAAGCUGCUCACACGACCGGUCCGGCCCGGACUCUGGAAUGAGAUGAGAUGCAGCGGACCAGUCCUUUUAACCUGUGCUGACAAGAAGGCAAUUCUCCCGUAUGGAUGUGUGCAGCAGGAACCCCAACCGUACAGCCCCGGUCAGCGAGGGUGCACUGCACAGAGCUGACCUCCCUCUCUGCUCACGAACCAACGGCUGGAGCUGGCCACCACAUCCCUUUCAGCUCCUGGCUUGGCUCCUCUACCUCUACUUUGCUGUCACUGGCUUCGGGGUGUUUGUGCCCCUGCUUCCUGCCCACUGGAUCCCAGCAGGCUAUAUUUGUACCGGCAUCAUGUUUGUCUGCCACCUGUUCGUCCAUGUGAUGGCCGUGUCCAUUGACCCAGCUGACCACAAUGUACGAGCCAAGGGCACCAAGGGUCCGGUCCCAGUGUUUGACCGCUCCAAACACGCCCACGUCAUUGAGAACUGCCACUGCUACCUCUGCCAAGUGGACGUGGGGCCCAAGUCAAAGCACUGCAGUGCCUGUAACAAAUGUGUUGCCAACUUCGACCAUCAUUGUAGAUGGCUCAACAACUGUGUGGGAAGCAGGAAUUACAAGCUCUUUCUCAACAGUGUAAUUUCUGCCCUACUGGGAAUAUGCCUGGUUCUUGUUGUGGCCUCCUAUGUCUUCAUCGAGUUCUUCCUGGAUCCAUCUAAACUCCGCACUGAUAAACACUUCCAGGUAAAGAAUGAGACAACAGUGUGGUUCCUCUUCCUGCCCGUGGCUCCAGUCAGCACAGCAGCAGCAGUGAUCCCUGGCCUGGCUGCCGUCACCAUUGCUCUUGGCCUGUUGUCCUCCAUCCUGCUCUGUCACCUGCUCUGCUUCCACAUCUACCUCAUGUGGAACAGGCUCAGUACCUACGAGUACAUUGUGCGACAGCGUCACCGUCAAGAGACCAGAGACACCAGUAAAGGAGGACCACGAAAUGAGGCUGCAGUUCCUUCGGUCAACCUCAUCAAGGAUGUUGGCUUUUCUGGGACACUGGGCUAUACCAACCCUGAGAUGGAUGUGGAGGACCCCACCACUUUGGCUGCAUGGGGAGGACCAGAAUUCCAUGCUAAUGGCAGAGUAAGGAGUGUGUCCAAUCAUGCUGGGGAGGAGGAAGCACUGGCCACUGUCUCUACAGAGCUUAAAGCAGCUCCACACUCCCACAGACGCACACAGAAAAAAAAGAAGAAGGUCCGCAAAGUGCCAGAGGAGGUGACCAGAGAGCGCUGCCCUAGCACAGCCCCACCUGUGGAGGCCAGCAAUCUGUCCACUGUGUCCUCGAACCAGCGGCUUCCCUUUCCAGCAUUCCCACUGAGGGCCUCUCUGGCCUCCACCUCAAGCUCCGUCCAGGCCGCUGGUCCACCAGCUGAUUACCAUUCUGACUCAGCAGAGUCUCUGGAGGAAAUCCCAGUGGCGCUGGCCAGGCUAGGCUCCUCAUCCUCCGCCGUAGCUGGAGAUGCCUCCACAUCUUCACAUAGAGCAAUCUCAGCACUCCCCUUACCAUCUCCCCACCCCAGGACUAAAAGGAAGGCCUCCUCCCGAAGCCUUAAGGCCACCACAGAACUGAGGUUUGAGAUGGCCUCCACACAGCCUCCAACGGUGUUCGUCAGCCGGGCUAGCGGAGAGAUGGCCGAGGUCAGGGAGGAUGGCCUCAGCCUGGGCAGAAAGCAGCAGGCCGGCCCCAGGAGCCAUGAGCCGACCUCUAGGCCCAGCUCCAGGACCUCCCUGCCCUCAGUUGGAAUCAUCAGGACAGAGCGAUAGCCUGAGCAUUCAGGAGCAAUAGAGCUCUUCUGAUUUUAGCUGUUUGUCCCUGCUCUUUCUACAGUCAUAUGAGCUCCAUGUAGUGUUGCACAACAAUCAUUACUUCACACACACUUUUUGUAUUCUUCAGUUAUUUGAUAUUGACUUGACUUUAUACUUCACCUUGAAUGCCAAAGGUCCUGUCUACAAUCUUUCUAAAUGGACUAUUUUAAUUUAUGUUUAUGGCUGGAACUAUAAUUAUGACAUUUUGUUACCAAAUAUCACACAUAAAGCUUCAUUUUGUAUUUCUUUUACUAAAAUAUAGAUUUGCUUAAUUUUCUAAUUCACUAGACAUAGGCUUUCAAGAAAUAUGUCACCAUAAAAUAAUGUAUUAUUGAAAAUGACAACUACAUUCUGCAGUCUGGAAAUGAUGGUAAGACCAUGCUAUUAGCUGUUUGAUGUUCAUCUUCUGAUGUCUGAUAACCAUGUCCAUGUUUUGAAAUGCUAGCAACUCAUUUACCCUUCAGUUCACCGUUUAUUUCUUCAGAGAAGCCUCACACAUUGGUGGCUGCCCAGUGAGCCAACAUCUUAGCUGUUGGUUAGCACCUUGGUAAAGGACUAUGGCAGUGUUUUUUAAGGAUUUAAAGGAACAGUGUGUAGGAUUUAGCAGCAUCUAAUGGUUAGAAGGCAGAAUGCAACAAAAUGGCUGUACCCCCCAGCCCAUCCCAGAGGCUAUAGAGGUUUGUGGAGUCAAAUUUUCUCAACUAUAGUAAAUCAUGGCAUUGCAGUCUGAGACAUCAAGUCACAAAGUCAUUUUAUUUGGCAAAGAUAAGAACAUUAGUGGUAAAGGAUACCCUCAAUAUAACACCAGCAAAUUGUUGUUGAGUCUCCUGCAUGUACAGUGACACUUGGUUAACUUGGAAUUUUUUGACCAUCAAUAUGGGAGACGGUUUUUGCAGGAGCUGACAAGCUCAGAAUUUUUUUUAGCUCAAAGAAACAAAAUUUUGAACAACUUUUCUUGUCAGUAAUGUCCUCAUUGUAUUAUUGUUAGGCAGAGAUAAAAGGCAGUUUUUGUAAUAUUGUAUGUCCCACAUAAUGUGUAACUAAAUGAAAGUACACAACCACAAACAGAAAAGAAUUAGGACUUGUUCACGGUCUAGGAGAAAACACAUGACUUCUGCGUCACUCUGAAAACCUCCGAUUCGUUCUCUUUUUGAUUCGCUGUGUAUUGUUUCUUUCAUUUCAACCGUGUUUCAUGCUCACUUGCUCUUGACAUUUUAUAGGAUGAUCCACUACGAACACAACCGGAGGCAAAACAAACUACUCUUCUUCUGGUUGCAAUUCCAGCAACUUGCUCCUGUCAGCCACUUGCAAGAGAAAAAGGCAUUUUUCACAAAGUGUAAUUUGAGUUUGUUUGUCCUGUCUGAGCCACUACAGAAACAUGGCAGCCCAUGUGUAACCUGGAUCUGCACUUAGGAAGAUAAAGACUUAUUCUAACUUUAUUGAGAACAAUUUGGUUCUACAUUUGUUUUGUUUUUUUUAUACACUAAUAAAACGCAUGCCUCUGAAUAUUAUCCCAUUUCUGUCUUUGAUUUGAUUAAAUUUCUACACACUGUACCUUUACAAGAUUGCCACUACUGUGUGUUUUCAGAUGAUAUUUCCUGGGAAUAAACAAAUGUGUAGGAUUACAUUUUGACUUUCACAGGAUAGUUACUGUUUUAAUAAAAAUCUUGUUACUUGUCUUA